AUGAAACGUACAGUGACAGCGAUUUCUUUACCAUGUCGUCGCGUUCGUCUCUAUGCGGCCUCAGGCGAUCUGACUGAGGAGCUCAAAUCAGAAGACGAUGAUAGGGAGAUGGCAGUAGUAAAUAUCACUGACUUUCCACAGAGUGGCGCCUCUGUGCUUGAGGUGAAUUUGCCCGGCAGGGGUGGGGGUUCCCUGCUGACUGUGGCUAUUGGCUCACGCCUCGCCUUUUGCCGUCUCGGCGACUGUGAGGUUCAUCUUUUCUGCACCAUCGAGGUCUCCACUGAUGCUGUUGAAGGUAGCGACGUCGCCAACCUUGCACGCUUGGACAAGAGUUGCCGCUUACAGCUGACUUCUGCAUCUGAAGCCGAACGUCUUUACCGUUCCAUCUUACUGCGCGUGGUGCGUCUCUUCAUGGAGACCUCUGGCAUGCUCAAAGAGCGCGAAAGUAAGCGAGUUUCCGGUCAAAUUUUCCCUUGA
Hydatigera taeniaeformis is the source of this 477-nucleotide messenger RNA. NCBI's taxonomy places the organism in Eukaryota, Metazoa, Platyhelminthes, Cestoda, Cyclophyllidea, Taeniidae. The record is from the annotation of a GenBank genome assembly.